AUAAACAACAACAAAGAAGUCCAGUGCGCCUCCACCAUAGAUAAUAAUGAAACUGUAGCGGCUUGUAGCAGUAAAAAAACACUGUUUGUUUCUAGUUUUCAUCAUUUCAUCAGCUCUCAGAGCAGCAUGUCUUCUGCACAGUCUCCCAAAAAGACAGGACUGCCAAGAGAAGUGGUGAAAUGGCUGCAGAGCCUCGACUUGUCCUUUUAUCCGAAGAAUGUGUGCAGAGAUUUUUCCAAUGGUUACCUUGUGGCAGAGAUAUUGUCUCGCUAUUACCCCACAUACUUCCCAGUGCGUUCAUAUGACAAAGGAACAUCGCUUUCUGCCAAACAGACGAACUGGAGCCAAAUAGAGAGGUCUUUACAGAAGCAGCAUCUGCACUUGAUGAAAGAGGUCAUUGAUGGAAGCAUCCACUGUAAACCAGGAGCAGCUGAACUGUUGGUGCAGGAGGUUUAUACUAUGUUAACUAACCAGAGUAUCAGACAUGUUCAGGGCCCAGAGUCAGACUUUACUGACCAGGAGUACCAGGAGCUUCUGCCCACGCUGGCCCGCUCUACAGCCUCCAGGGCCAUCAAGAACAACCUGAGGAUGACAGAGAUCAUGGCCGAGCCCGACAUCAGCACAAUCCAGAAGAAGGCACGAGUCAUCCUCCACAGGCACCUGGAGCACAAGGCUGCAGAGAGGGUUCUCAACCCUGGACGUUUUGAAGUGAAGGCUAAUCUGGGUCGGCUGGCAGCCAAAAAUCCUGUGCCAUCCAGCAGCGAUGAGUGCUUUGCUUCAUCUGGAGACACUACAUCAAAGUUGUGCUACCCGUCGACAUGGAGCGGAGCUGCUGUUUCCUUUAAGGAGAUAAAGGUGCACCAGCCCGUCAGACGCUACCUGCUUAAUUAUUAAAGGAACCUGACGGAGAUCUGCGCUCUAUUAUUGUAUUGUCUGUGUGUCACUUGAUGUAGUGAGAUGUUAUUUUUUCACAAUUAUUCAAAGCAUAGUCUUUUUUAACUAUUAUGCCUCACAAGUAUUUACUGGAGUAUAAUUUGUUUUGGGAAAACAGAAGACGUCACUGUUGUUAUGGCUUAUGUAGUGUUCUAGUGCCCCACCAUCAUGUUUGAGCUACGUCAGUUUGUACCAGUAGGUGGCAGCAUUGAGUCGUGAGCAGAGCUCUCAAUGUUUUUUUCAGCCUAAAAUCCACUGCUGCAGGUGUACCAUUGACAAAAAGAGGAAAUAAAUCAGUGUAUACAGCAGAAAUU
Sebastes umbrosus (honeycomb rockfish) is the source of this 1247-nucleotide messenger RNA. It is a transcript of the gene spata4, whose product is annotated as spermatogenesis associated 4. The transcript is spliced from 6 exons. Lineage: Eukaryota; Metazoa; Chordata; Actinopteri; Perciformes; Sebastidae. Gene Ontology annotation, cellular component: axoneme. Gene Ontology annotation, biological process: regulation of cytoskeleton organization. Gene Ontology annotation, molecular function: microtubule binding. The record is from RefSeq and is a predicted model, not a curated record. The coding region runs from base 127 to 894 and encodes 255 amino acids.